Suillus subaureus is the source of this 945-nucleotide messenger RNA. RefSeq lists its product as uncharacterized. The record is from RefSeq and is a predicted model, not a curated record. The coding region runs from base 1 to 945 and encodes 314 amino acids. The transcript has 3 exons. Lineage: Eukaryota; Fungi; Basidiomycota; Agaricomycetes; Boletales; Suillaceae.
AUGCAUCUGGGCCUCACAGGAUCUCUUUGGAUUGUCACUGUCCUCUCAAGCUUGUUUAUAUUUAUGGUGUCAUGCAGUUCUAUAGGUUGCUCUUGGGAAAAGGCAACAGAUGCAUGUGGGCUCAGCAGGCACCGCACUUCAUGUCAUUUCUACAAGAAGUCUAGCUUGCUUGCAACUCAACAAAGAUGGGAACGUGCCAAAGAGUCUGUCACUGCAAAUUUGGCUCUCAACUGUGACCUGCCACGGCCAUUUGUGAACCCUUCACAUAGAAUUGGCCGUCCAAAACCAAUUGCUGCUUACUGGUCACUGGCAGAGGAGAGGAGAGGGUCUGCCUCUUGCAUAUUUGAUACACCUGAACCCAGUCUUGUAGACCCCCAGCACUGCAUUGAAACAGAUGUCCCACAAAACGAUAACAAUGUUGAGAUGAAUAUUGAUGUAGAUACCUCUGAUGAAUGGGCACGCCCUGUCAGACAAAUCCCAAGGCAUUAUGUUAACAUCAAUCGCUCUGAAGAGGAUCUCAAUAUCUCUGAUAACGCUGACAAUCACAAUGUGUCGACUCAAAAUUCUGGUACCCUUCCAGCUCAAGCUAGGAUCCGACGCCUUCUUCUAAUGCUUGCAGAUACACUUCAGACCACCUUUAAUUCAUUUGGUAUCUGCAGACUUUACCCUCAUCACCCUUCUUUUGAGCCGGAUAAAUUUGUUUCAUCCUCGUUACUUGUGAGGACGUGUCCCAAUGCUGCUGAAGGCAGUGAUUCUCCACUGCAGGUCUAUGCUCCCCCAUAUCCUUUUGCAAAUAUGACAAUCUAUUGGCUCAUCUCCUGGAUGAAUUCUGGUAGCAGUCGAGUAUUGGAAUCUAAAGUUGCAUCCCUCAUCAAUGACAUAAUGCUGGCAAAGGAUUUUGACCCCAAACACCUUCAGGGGUUCUUGGUAAGGCGGAGCUUGUGA